CAUCACAUUGUAAACUCGUCGUCUUUCGUAUUCGUGGCUUUCAAUUUUCGGUUGCUAUCGAUAAAACCAACUCCAAAAAUUCCAGAAUUUCUCACCUUCCAUUAUCCGUUUCUCAAUGUUUUCCUCUGCUCUCCUUUCUCCCUUAUCUAAUCCAAUCUCUCAGUUUCAACACACAACAAACAAGCUGCUCUCGCACUAGCUGACAGAACGUGUAUUCUCCCUCCUUUCUCUUUCAAUUUUAGGAUGAGAAGAAUAAAUUCAGCCAGGAAUUUCAAAUUGUAGAGCGAGAGAGAAGUUUUGUUGGAUAGAGUUGGCGAAUGGGGACGGGUUCAUCAAAGGACGCUGAUGGUAACUCUCAUGGAGGCGAAGAGCGAGAAGAAAAUCUUGAUCAAGCUGGAGGUCAGCUUUAUGUCUCUCUUAAAAUGGAGAACUAUAAGCAAAAGCGUGACCUUAUUCCUCACGUCUAUGGCUCUGUGCCUCUUAUUGGCUCCUGGGAUUCUUCUAAAGCUCUUUCAAUGGAACGCGAAUCGGCGUCAAUGUGGGAAUUGAGCUUUGUUGUCCCUCCUAAUCAUGAAACUUUGGAUUUCAAGUUCCUGUUGAAGCCGAAGUACAGCAAUAUUCCUUGUGUGGUUGAGGAUGGCCCAAACCGGGUUCUUACUGGGGGAACAUUGCAAGGGGAAUCCAGGUUGGCUGUCUUCAGAAUUGGUGAAGAGGUACUUGAAUAUAGAGUGUUCAUUAAAGCCGAUCGAGUUUCGCCCUUUGAUCUUGCGGCUAGUUGGAGGGCUUAUCAGGAAAAUCUCCAGCCUUCAACUGUUCGUGGGAUUCCUGAUGUCAGUAUAAAUUCUGCACCGAUGGCUGGGGCUGAGAAUGGCUCGUCAACAAGUUUGGAGCUGGAUCUUGAACAUUAUCUCAUCCCUGCUCCAUCAACUUCUGCAAACUCAGGACUGGUAUAUGCCGCUAACUUUGCUGAGAAUCCAAGGUUUUCUAUUGCUGAUGGGCUUGGCAAUUCUUCAUAUUCCUAUAAGGAUGGUAGUCUGUCUGUUGAUCGACCUGCAACUACCAAGGAGAUGGAGGUCAGUAUCCCAGAUCCAUCCAAGGUCUAUUCAGGUUCUGGGAUGGUUGAAUCAAAGUCCGUGGGCACAUUUUCACCUUUACAAAAGCACGAUGGUCACAGGGGACUCUUUGUGGAUAGGGGGGUUGGAUCUCCUAGGCUAGUUAAAUCCUCCAGUUCAAGUACUUUUGCCUUUGAUCUCAAACUGGACACUGAAACCAAGAAUUCAAUGCCAGCAGCUGCUGGAGCUGUUGCAGCAGCAGCCAUAGCUGAUCAGAUGCUUGGACCAAAGGAGGAUAGGCAUUUGGCAAUUGUUCUGGUUGGUUUACCUGCUCGAGGCAAGACUUUUACUGCUGUUAAACUUACAAGAUAUCUUCGAUGGUUGGGUCAUGAAACCAAACACUUCAAUGUUGGCAAGUAUCGGCGCCUUAAGCAUGGAGCUAAUCAGUGUGCUGAUUUUUUCCGAGGUGACAAUCCUGAAGGCAUGGAGGCACGUAAUGAGGUAGCAGCAUUGGCAAUGGAUGACAUGAUUGCCUGGAUGCAAGAAGGUGGCCAGGUAGGAAUAUUUGAUGCCACAAAUAGCACCAGAAACAGAAGGAAUAUGCUGAUGAAAAUGGCUGAAGGAAAUUGCAAGAUUAUUUUUUUGGAAACAAUAUGCAAUGAUCCGCACAUAAUUGAAAGAAAUAUACGCCUUAAAAUUCAACAAAGUCCCGACUAUGCAGAGCAGCCUGAUUUUGAAGCUGGAUACCAGGACUUCAAAGAUCGACUUACCAAUUAUGAGAAAGUUUAUGAGCCUGUGGAAGAGGGAUCCUACAUAAAAAUGAUUGAUAUGGUCAGCGGACAUGGUGGACAAAUACAAGUAAACAAUAUCAGUGGCUAUCUUCCUGGACGAAUUGUGUUUUUCUUGGUGAAUACCCAUCUCACGCCUCGCCCAAUAUUACUUACUAGACAUGGAGAAAGUCGGGAUAAUGUUAGAGGCAGAAUUGGUGGUGACACUGUUUUGAGUGAUGCUGGAGAAAUCUAUGCAAAGAAGCUUGCUAACUUUGUUGAAAAACGACUGAGAUCUGAGAAGGCUGCCUCUAUUUGGACUAGCACACUGCAGAGAACGAUUCUUACAGCAAGUCCAAUUGGUGGAUUUCCUAAGAUUCAAUGGCGUGCCCUUGAUGAGAUAAAUGCUGGGGUUUGUGAUGGAAUGACAUAUGAGGAGAUAAAGAAGAACAUGCCUGAGGAGUAUGAAGCCCGUAAGAAGGACAAACUGAGAUACCGUUAUCCUCGUGGGGAAUCUUACCUGGAUGUUAUCCAAAGGCUAGAACCAGUAAUUAUUGAACUUGAAAGACAACGGGCUCCAGUUGUAGUGAUCUCUCAUCAGGUUAAACAUUGUAAUACUGCUUCAUUUAGUUUCUUAAUAUUUUUCCAUAAACAUUGGAGGAAACUGCCUAUGUUUCUAAAUAUUUUCGUGCAGGCAGUAUUAAGAGCAUUAUAUGCAUACUUUGCCGAUAGGCCUCUGAAAGAAAUUCCACAUAUUGAGGUGCCACUUCAUACUAUAAUAGAGAUACAAAUGGGAGUCACUGGUGUCCAAGAGAAAAGGUACAAACUCAUGGACUGAAAAUGCUUGUAGAACAUUGUCAAGAACUCAAAUUUUAGAAGGCAAUUUCUGCUCAUUUAAUUUCCAUUCAUCAACUAUGCAUAAUUCCAAUGGAAAUGUCAACUGGAUCUUCAGUAAUUCAGUUAUAAACAAUAAUCUCUGUUCCAACGUAUGGAACUAGUAGCUUUUUUGCAUUUUUAUACUAACAUUUAGUAAGCUGUAAUGUCAUGUAGUUACUGUAUCAAAUGUUUCAUACUAAAAUUACAUUUGAUUAUAUUAUAUUUCAUUACAACUUACUACCGAACAUAGUCGGCAUUUAACUGUU
Molecule: messenger RNA, 2961 nt
Organism: Jatropha curcas
Lineage: Eukaryota; Viridiplantae; Streptophyta; Magnoliopsida; Malpighiales; Euphorbiaceae
Source: RefSeq, a predicted model, not a curated record